Aedes albopictus (Asian tiger mosquito) is the source of this 1920-nucleotide messenger RNA. It is a transcript of the gene Nap1, whose product is annotated as nucleosome assembly protein 1-like 4. Gene Ontology annotation, molecular function: chromatin binding; histone binding. Lineage: Eukaryota; Metazoa; Arthropoda; Insecta; Diptera; Culicidae. The record is from RefSeq and is a predicted model, not a curated record. The transcript is spliced from 3 exons. Gene Ontology annotation, cellular component: nucleus; chromatin. Gene Ontology annotation, biological process: nucleosome assembly. The coding region runs from base 300 to 1490 and encodes 396 amino acids.
AUAAGACAGCACGGCAUCCCUAAUCGCAGCAUUCGCCGCAUUUUUACCCGCUUGGUUGGUUGUUGGUUGUGUGAGGCGAGGCAAAAGAUUCGAGCUUUCCUUGGCAGGUAAAAAACCUUCUGGGAAGUAUCCGUGUUUGAAGUGAAGGAAAUUACAAGUUUUGCCAAAACCGGCUGUUUUUAGUGCUUCCGUCCACCAGUCAGCGUGUUUGAAGCGGACAUUUCCCUUCGAUCGACAACUAAAUUCCUCCACGGAAGGUUCACACUUUUCAUCAAAUCCAAUAAGCAUUUACCAAAAAAAUGACUGGAACUGAGAGCAACGCUGUCAAAGCCGUCGGAUCUAAUUCUGACAGCGAAGACCAGAUGCCAGACUUUCUGGACGACCCAGCUUAUAUGUGUUCGGCGUCCCGUCGAAUGAUGAUGAAGGAAGUGAUCAAGGCGCUCCCCGGAAAUGUUCAACACAAAAUCAACGCCUUGAAGCAUUUGCAGAAGAAAUAUCUCAGCCUGGAAGCGAAGUUUUUCGAGGAAGUCUACGCCUUGGAGUGCAAGUAUCAGGCACUUUACCAACCGCUCGUCGACCGCCGGAAGGCCGUCAUUGCAGGGGAAACUGAAUUGGAAGCUGGUGAAGCGGAAUGGGAAGACGAAAGCGACGACGAGAAGGAGAUGGAUGCUGAAGUGACGAAGAGAUUCGAGCGUAUGGCACUGAACUACAAAAACCAACACUCGAAGGUCAUUAAGGAAUCGAAGGGCAUUCCAGCCUUUUGGUUGACCGUUUUCAAGAACACGCAAACCAUGGCUGACAUGAUCCAACCGCAUGACGAACCGCUUCUGGAACAUCUAACCAACGUGAACAUUGUCUACAAGACGGAUCCGAUGAGCUAUGUGCUGGAAUUCCACUUCUCGCCAAACACUUACUUCAAGGACGCUGUUCUGACUAAGACGUACUUCAUGCGCUGCCAGGUGGACGAAGAGGAACCAUUCAGCUUUGAAGGUCCUGAAAUCUACAAGUGCACCGGAUGUACAAUCCAGUGGAACCCGAGCAAGAACGUAACGGUCAAGAUAGUCAAGAAACAGCAGAAGCACAAACAGCGCGGUGUGAUCCGCACUCUAACCAAGACUUUGCCGAACGACUCGUUCUUCAACUUCUUCAACCCUCCGCAAGUGCAGGACGACGACAAGAACGUCGAUGACGAAACUCAGAUGCUGCUCGCUUCGGACUUUGAAAUUGGCCAUUUCCUGCGGGCCCGUAUUAUUCCGAAGGCUAUCCUGUACUACACCGGUGAGGUGAUGGAUGAGGACGAUGAUGGUGAGGAGGAAGAAGAGGAAGAGGAAGAGGAGGAGGAGGAAGGAGAGGAAGAAGGUGAGGAAGAGGAGGAGGAGGAGGAAGAAGAGGAAGAGCGACCGGCGCCAAAGAGUCGGAAAGGUGGACGUGGCGGUGGCGGCAAAAAACCCAAGGAUGGUCAGAAUCCGGCCGAAUGCCAACAACAGUAGGAGAGGGAUUAAUUCUAUGAUUUUUUUUUAUUUCCAUAUUAGCUUAUUUGAAAUGAUAUGUUUAAUUGUUCGCAAACCUUAACUCACACAAACAAUUCACGAUAUACCCAGAAACGCGCAUGAAUAUAAAAUUGCAUAAUGAUUAUAUUAAACAAGUUGAAUACGGAAGCUGUUGAUUGCUAGAAUCGAUAAAUUGGAAAAUAUCUUCCGAUUUACGAUGUAGUGCUGCACCGAAACUCCUGACAUUAUUGUUGACACAAUAUUUAUAUGGCAAAGAAUGCUUGUAAUAAUCCAAACUCGCAUUGCACUUUCCUCGAACUCGGUAUUUGUAAAGUUCAAAUCAGCUAAAUCGACAGCAUCGAGCAAUUCCCUGAAUUGAGAUUUGAGAAAAUGUGUACUAAUAAAAACCUUCCCUACUUGUAUUUUAAAA